This is a messenger RNA of Dimorphilus gyrociliatus, 2310 nucleotides long. The record is from the annotation of a GenBank genome assembly. Lineage: Eukaryota; Metazoa; Annelida; Polychaeta; Dinophilidae.
AGGAUUUUAGACUGGUUCCUAUGUUGCAGUAUGCAUUGAAGAAAAUCCAAAAGAAUUGCUAUUUUAUAAUUUGAAUCCUUUUUAUUAUAUAGUUUGUUCUGUUACAUGGUUUGUUUUAUCAAUUAAUAAAUGAAACCUUGAUAAAUGAAUGAUACGGAGCUAACUUACGAUCAUUACAAACAUUCCCUCCGAGAUAAAGCACUGGGAUCGCACCAAGAUUUGCAAGAAGCUUUUUCGACCUAUCCUUCUAUUCAGCAAAAGCUAACUAGACGAAACCAGUAUGAUAGUCUGUACACAGAGAAUAGGCAAACGGAAUUCAGUGACAGAACUUACUCGAGAGCUGUUCACGAUUUGCAGAAGUUGAUUAACAAUCCUAAGGGAAGAGAUGAUAGAAAUGUUUUAUUUAAUGAGCGAACUUCUUACAAAGAUUAUCACUAUGAAGGAUUUCUACCAAAACCAGAGGAAGUUGUACCUAUUUUAAAGAAACAAUCAAUUCUCUUAAAGCAUGUUGAAAAUGAAAAUGAGUACUUAAAAGAACAACUUCAAGAAUUUCGUACUAAGCUCCUUACAGUUGUUGAAGAAAACAACGUAUUACAUGAGGAAUUAAAAUCCGGAUUAAUUAAUCUAAUGCUCCAACAAGACACGUUUGAAACCGCUCAUCUACAAGAAAACCAAUUAUUAGGAGCAGCGAUAACCAAUGAAAGAAAUGAAUAUUCAAAAGCUGACUUAUCAACAUGGCAAAGAGAAAUUGUAAGAACCGAAUUAGAAGAAAAAAGUAAAGAAUUAGAAGACGUUAAAUCCGAAUUAAGAUUGAAAAAUGCAUUGAAUGUGUCUCCUGAUCAAAUACUGACUGGAUUGUGCGUUAGUUGUGGUAGAAAUGAAGCUGUUCUGUCUACAUCUUCAACAACACCUAAUAAAGCUGUUGAAAAUAUUACGAAAGAGAGAGAUGAAUUGGCUCAAAAAAUGUUAGAGGCUCAAAAACAACUAAACGUUUCUAGGUCUAGGGAACAGGAGGCAUACGAACAAGUAAAGCAAAGUGUAGCAUUCGUUGAAGAGUCUCAAUUAGAGAGAACUCAAGCCUUAUAUGAAAAAGAGCAGCUUAGGGAGAGAUUGGCUGAAAUGCAUCUCAGAAUGGAAAAACAUACUGAAGAGACUGCAGCAAAAAUGGUCGAGGAACGAAGUAUUAUUCGCAAGGAGGUGGCUGAUGAGUUAAAUGAUCUAAACGAAAAAUUGAACACAGCGUCCUCUUCGUUCAUAAAAGCCAAAUCAGAGUUGGAAACUGUUUGCAGGGACAAAGUAGAUCUGUUGGCGGAAGUUGAGAGGUUGAAGGAAGAAUUAUCAAAAUAUGACUUCAACUACGGCCAUGCAACUGACUCAAUGAAAAUGACAGCAACCCAUUCAACUAUUGAACGUAAUGCAGCUAUUAAUGAAAUGAGAAAAAUGCGAGUUCAUUUGGAGAAAACUAUCAACGACUCUACAAAAGAAAAGGAAAGAUUGCAAAUGGAAAAUGAUAACCUUCAAAGAAGAUUAGCUACGGCUGAAAAACAGCUUAUAGAUUCUAAAGAAAACUGUAUUGAAUUAAUGAAUAGGCUACAAGAGUUAGAAAGAGAUGCUCAUGGUGCUAAAUUGGCUAAGGAGACGAUUGAAAAAAAUCGUAGUGAUGACUUAAAAUCAUUAUCUUUACAAGCUCAGAAAAGAGAGCAAGAACUUAAUGUGCUUUUGGAUACUUUAGAGACAAAGAGUGCUAAAAGAACAAUUGAAUUCGAAGAUAUAGCAAAUGCUCAACGUCAUCUAGUCGACCAGCUGAGAUCAGAGUGUCACAAUUUGACCGAAAAAUUGAGCUUUUGCAAUAGCAAAUACAGAAAAGAGAACAGUAAGUUAAAAUCUCAAAAUCAAAUUCUAAGGGAACGUUUAAACAAAGCUCAAGAGAGAUUAGAUGACUUUGAACAACAAAAUCACGCACACGGUGUACUCCAUGAAAAAUUACGGGAAAGAAUUCGACAACUAGAUGAACAUGGUGGAAAUACAGCAUCUCAAAUAGUUGAACUUUUAACGCAGCAACAAAACCUUUUAAGAGACAGAUCUCUCCUUGUUAGAGAAGUUGAAUUCCUACGAAAUCAGCUACUCUCCACUCAAAAAGAGGAAAUUCUAGAUGUCGUUCGUAGUUAUUCAACCCAUUAUACGACUGUUGACGAAAUCAUUGCUAGAGUUAAUGCUGACGACAUGAUGCAUUUGAAAACCGCUCAAGAUAAUGAAAAACCUUUAGAUAAUGACGAUAAUACAGUCUGUAACGAACAAAGUAGCAUAUAG